Molecule: messenger RNA, 4266 nt
Organism: Ahaetulla prasina
Lineage: Eukaryota; Metazoa; Chordata; Lepidosauria; Squamata; Colubridae
Gene: CDH1
Product: cadherin 1
Exons: 16
Coding region: 79-2733 (884 amino acids)
Biological process (GO): adherens junction organization; cell morphogenesis; homophilic cell-cell adhesion
Cellular component (GO): adherens junction; plasma membrane; catenin complex
Molecular function (GO): calcium ion binding; cadherin binding
Source: RefSeq, a predicted model, not a curated record
CCUGCCACAACCGGAGCGGCAGGCUGGCCGAGGCAAAGUUUGCGGGCUUGGCGACCGCGCGCACCUCUUCUGACUGCGAUGGGGACCCAGGCGGGGCUCGGGCUGCUGCUGCUGCUGCUGCUGCUGCUCCAGGGUGAAAAGGGGCUCAGCAAGGAUGGGGCAGGGGCCUCUUGCCGGCCAGGAUUCAGCUCGGAGGCCUACGUGUUCCAGGUGCCCAGGCGAGACUUGGAGAGGGGCCGGAUGUUGGGCAGAGUGGACUUCAAGGGCUGCGCAGGGAGAAGCCCAGGAGCCUUCUUUUCCCAGGACACACGCUUCAAGUUGCAUCCAGAUGGCACAGUUGUGGUGAAACGGCCCCUGCAUCUCCACAAGCAGGAACUGAGCUUCCUUGUGCACACGUGGGACCUGGGAGGCAGGAAACAUGCAGCCAGAGUGACCCUGAAGCUCCAGCACCAUAGCCAUCACUGGCUGCUUCCUCAUGGGGAGACCCAUCCAUCUGCUCAGGCAGACGUGCUGUAUUUUCGAAGGUCUUCACCUGGCCUGAGGCGGCAAAAGAGAGACUGGGUCAUCCCUCCGAUUCUUUGCUCUGAGAAUGAGAGGGGCCCUUUCCCCAAAAACCUGGUGCUGAUCAAGUCCAGCAAAGAAAAAGAGAGCACCGUCUACUACAGCAUCACUGGGGAGGGGGCUGACAGGCCUCCAGUUGGCACCUUCAUCAUCGAGAGGGAAACCGGCCAGCUGAAGGUGACUCGCCCGCUGGACAGGGAGAAGAUUCCCCGCUACCAGCUCUUUUGCCACGCGGUGUUAGCCAACGGCCAAACAGCAGAGGAGCCCAUGGAGGUGAUCAUCAAUGUUGUUGACCAGAAUGACAACCGUCCACUGUUCACAAAGAGCGUCUUCGAAGGGUCCGUGGAAGAGGGAGCCAAACCAGGAACCUCUGUGAUGACUGUGACAGCCACGGAUGCAGACGAUGCUGUAGACUCUUAUAAUGGGGUCAUCACUUACUCCAUCCUCAGCCAGGAACCUGAGCCGGAAAAACAGAUGUUUACCAUCAAUAACGAAACCGGCCUGAUCAGCGUGGUUGUCUCAGGUCUGGACCGAGAGAGAAUCCCAAAGUACACCCUGCUUCUACAAGCAACUGACAUGCUGGGAGUAGGCUUAAGCACCACCGGGAAGGCUGUGAUUACCAUCACCGACGCCAACGAUAACCCGCCAGUCUUCGACCCCAUCAUGUACGAUGUGAUUGUGCCGGAGAAUGAGGUGGGGGCUCCGGUUGCCAUCCUGAAGGUCAAAGAUGCGGAUGAAGAGAACAGCUUAGCUUGGAAAGCAAAGUACAGCAUUGUGAAAGGGAAUGAGGAGGCUAACUUUGCAGUCACUACUGACCCGGACACCAACAAUGGUCUUUUGACUACGGCAAAGGAACUGGAUUAUGAGACUAAAAAGCAGUAUAUUCUUGAAGUGAUUGCAGUGAAUGAGGUUGACUUCUCAGUCCGUCUCCCAACGUCCACGGCCACCGUCAUUGUCAAUGUGAGCGAUAAAAACGAGCCCCCGGUCUUCAUUCCCCCGGAACUAAAGGUGUCAAAGCCCGAAGAUCUUCCCAUUGGAAAACCAAUAGCUGAGUACACAGCCCAGGAUCCUGACAGGUUCCUGGAGCAAACCCUCAGAUACUCAGUGAGGAGUGACCCAGCUGGCUGGCUGAAAAUUAACCCCGAAACUGGCCUGAUUGAGUCAAAAGCCCUCCUAGACCGAGAGUCAGAUUUUGUGAAGGAUAAUAUCUACAAAGCCAUCAUUGUGGCAAGCGACAAUGCGAACGAGCCGGCCACCGGCACAGGGACUCUACUUUUGCAUCUGGAGGAUGUGAAUGACAACUGGCCGGAACCAGAUCCCCGAAUGUUUGACAUCUGCAGCCGCAAUCCAGAGCCCCAGGUGUUAAGCAUUGUAGACAAGGAUAUCCCUCCCAACACCAGCCCCUUCCUCGCAAAGCUGGAAUUUGACUCCAGUGCCAAUUGGACAGUCGAGACCAACCAAGACAGUCUGACCCUUAACCUGGUCAAGCAGCUGGAGCCUGGGGAAUACAACAUCGCCCUCAAGCUGACUGAUGGCCAGGGGCUCUCUCACAUCACCACGGUCAAAGCCAUUGUCUGCAACUGUGACGGGUCAGCCAAAAACUGCGACCGAAAGGCGUUUCUGCCAGCAGCAAUAGAGACCUCUGCCAUUCUGGGCAUCCUUGGGGGCAUCCUUGCCCUUCUGAUCCUGCUGCUGCUGCUGCUGCUGUUCGUGAGGAGGAGAAGGCAGGUGAAGGAGCCGCUGCUUCUCCCCGAGGACGACACCAGGGACAACGUCUACUACUACGAUGAAGAAGGCGGAGGGGAAGAGGACCAGGAUUACGAUCUGAGCCAGUUGCAUCGAGGCCUGGAUGCCCGGCCUGAAAUCACCCGGAAUGACGUUGCUCCAACCCUCAUGCCAGCCCCGCAGUACCGUCCACGCCCUGCCAAUCCCGACGAGAUAGGCAAUUUCAUCGACGAGAACCUGAAGGCAGCAGACACGGACCCCACUGCUCCCCCCUAUGACUCUCUGCUGGUGUUUGAUUAUGAAGGCAACGGCUCAGAGGCCACCUCCCUCAGUUCCCUCAACUCCUCCUAUGGAGACCAGGACCAAGAUUAUGAUUACUUGAAUGACUGGGGAAACCGUUUCAAGAAGCUGGCUGACAUGUACGGAGGGGGCGAGGAAGAGGACUAAGUGUGACUGGAGUUGGGGGCUGGAGGGUGGGGGACAGAAGACUAGAAGGGAGAGAGAAUAGAGGUGACUCUUGCCAACUUUUCCAUAAUUUACCAAAACAUACCCAAGAGAUCCUCCUUGAAGAAGAUUCUGACAAUCUCAGCUCUGUGGGAUAAUUAUAAUCAGUAUGGUCUUGUUGAGGCUGAUUCAACGCAACAUGGAGUUUCUUUCUCAAAGGCUGGACACCCUCAGGGGGAAAAGGCUUCUCCAGGAAAGAGAAAAGUAUCUGGAUUCUGGAAGGACAGGAAGACCCUCUGGUGCUUGGUCUUGUAUCCAGGAAGUUUCACCUGAGUGUUUCUACUCUGUCUUCUUAUUCAUCUGUCCUCUUGUUUGCUUAAGAAGAACAUCGGGCUUCUUGGUGCAAAAUUGUAAUGCAUCUUGUAGAAUAUGAGGAAAAAUAUGCAAGAAAAAUAUUUUUGUGAGGCAGAGGAUAAAACACAGCUGAUACUAUGGUCACGUAAUAGGACAGUGAUUCCUAUUGAUGGCCCCGUUGAGAGGUGAGGGCUUCUGCCUGCACAGAUAAAAAUCUCCCAGUCUGGAUACGGUGGCUAAUUAUUGGAACUUUCUCUAGGAAGAGCUCUCCAAGCAUGGUUUUUCCCUGACCAAAAAUAUUUCUGGUGAUUCUGCUCAUACGUUGCAUUUGGUUUCCCACCCUUGGCUUUUACUUUUCAAAGGCAGGCUUGUGGGAGUGAUGGGGAGUCUCUCUCAGAAGAGAGGCAGGAUUUUUGAUUUUUUUGCCACUGUUAACCAACAUGGCUCUCCUCCUGGAUGAAUCUAUUUAGGAUCCUUAAAUCAACUUGUCCAAAGUGCCUUUGCUUUCACACAAUGCUCCUGCCCGACCUUUGCCUCUCAGAUGCCCAGAGUCCAAUCUGUAUCGGGUAAGGCAUCUGCAAAACCAUCCUGCACGAUCUCUUAUUGUGGCUUGAAAGGCCUGGUUUAUGGCUUGGAUGAUGUCUGUCCACUGCUUUUUAAAUUAGCAAACCUGGCUUUAGCACAAGAUGUUACUCCCUGGUGCCUUCUCAUAAAGUGCUGAACAGGUGGAAGCAGUUGCCUUCCCAGGCCAACCCCUCCCUGCCCCUUUAGGCUUUUGGGCCAGAGGGGAGCUCAGCGGUGGCCCAAAGCCUGGCACGAGCUCUUCCGCCUUGGGCCUUCGUCUGGGGACUAGGCUACACGGUCUCCUGUGCAGGGCCUUAUAAAAUACAGCCGUACAAGAUGGCGUUUGUCUACCAAGUAAUCCAUAUUAAUUAGAACCGUUUCUUCUGCCAAGGUGCCACUUGUUUCCUGUGGUUUGUUUCCCACUCCUUAGCCCUGAUGGUAUAAUUACGGCCCAAUUGAUGGGCACCUUUUGGAAAAUGGCUUUCUAAUUUUAGAUCUGUGUUAAGCUAUCAUUUUUGGAUAUAUAUUGUGGAAAGAUUACAGAGAUGCACAUUUUUUAAAAUUAUUUUAUUGCACAGAUGCUUUUAAAAAAUAAUAAACUUUAUUGUUUAAAAAGUA